Molecule: messenger RNA, 2404 nt
Organism: Mangifera indica (mango)
Lineage: Eukaryota; Viridiplantae; Streptophyta; Magnoliopsida; Sapindales; Anacardiaceae
Product: WRKY transcription factor 44-like
Exons: 7
Coding region: 608-2038 (476 amino acids)
Biological process (GO): regulation of DNA-templated transcription
Molecular function (GO): DNA-binding transcription factor activity; sequence-specific DNA binding
Source: RefSeq, a predicted model, not a curated record
CUCAUUUUCAUGGCACCAGCGCCACCUGAUCGCUAGAACUCUUCUUACUAAAUCCAAAUUUAUUUAUUUUUUUUAAUUCCCUUAUGCCAAAUCUUUUGUUCUUUUAAUACCCUUCCUUCUCUUUCAUUUUUUUUUUUACCUUUUUUUCCUUCUUUUCUCUUCUGUCAAACUAUCAACAGUUUCACUUUCUUAUUCUAAACACUUUCCAGUCUUUCUGCUCUCGAACAAGACAGUUCCAUCUGCAUACUGAACGAGCGAAUGCAAAUAAGUCUGCUGGCUUCUCUUUUGUUCAACUGGUUAAAGUGAUUUAAAGAAAAUGAGAAGUGUAUGAGACUCCAUAGAAGCAAAGUAGCUUCUUGGUUUGUUAGUCAUAAACAUUCUGGUUCAAAGAAGUGCUCUACAAACAGCUGGAGUUGACAACUGAAGAGAGAAAUUAAUUGUCUACUGAUAAUACUUUUAAUUCAAGAUAUCUCUGAACAAAUACUGUAACCUUCUACCAUUGUCUGGAUAAGUCAGAGUUAAGGGUUGAGGUGAUCAGGACUCGAAGUUGUCAUUUCUACUCCGCCUUAUGAUACACCACUAGAUGUAAUUGGUAUUUCAUAUUUGAAUGAAAAUGGAGAUCAAAGAAGCAGAAAGAGUUGUUAUAGCUAAACCAGUACCUUCAAGACCUACUUGUUCCACUUUUGGGCCUUUCUCAGAGCUCCUAGCAGGUGCCAUUAAUGCCGCACCACCUACUGUAUGCCCUGAGACUGCAGUUGUUGCCAUUAGACCAAAGACAGUAAGGUUUAAGCCCAUGGUGAAUCCUGUUCCACCAAAUCAGGCUGAGCUGUCUAGAACGGCAAUUUGUAAUUCAUCUGACAAAGCUUCAAAAUCAGAUAGUAAACCACCCACUGUGGUUUAUAAGCCACUGGCAAAGCUUGUGUCAAAGGCAACUGUUUCUCUCUUGGCUAAUAUGGGAAAUAUUAAUAACACUAGCCGUGAACAAACGCAGCAAUCAGUUGAGGCUUGUGUUCACAUUCCAAGUCAAGAUAAACAAUAUUUUAGACCCCAGGUUAACUCAAACCUUAAUAUGAUUGUGCCACCGUGUAAUGAAGCAGAUCAAACAAUUGAAUCCUCAAAGAUGGCAUCUCAGAACUUGGAGGAGGAUCCAAAGGCCUUACCAGCCAUAGCUGGGGAUCGACCUUCAUAUGAUGGCUAUAAUUGGAGGAAAUAUGGGCAAAAACAAGUUAAAGGAAGUGAGUACCCACGAAGUUAUUACAAGUGCACACACCCAAAUUGUCCCGUGAAAAAGAAGGUUGAGAGGUCUUUUGAUGGGCAAAUUGCUGAAAUUGUCUACAAGGGUGAGCACAAUCAUCCAAAGCCGCAGCCCCCUAAGCGGAGCUCAUCAGGGACACAAGGACUAGGAUUAGUAUCCGAUGGCACUGGUCAAGAUGCUCACAAUCCUUCACAGAGUAGCAAUCUGAAUGAAAAAAAUGAAGGUUCUCAAUGUAGAGUAGAAAGUCGGAAAGAAGUAGGUUUAUUGGCACAUUCGACUAAUCAAGGCAAAGCUCCUCUACCAUAUGAGCCUGUGGUGCCUGCAGUGAAUAAUGCUGGUGGUGGAGCCUCUGAUACUUCUUGUGGCCUUAGCGGGGAAUGUGAUGAAGGAAAGAAGGGAUUGGCGGAAGAGGAUGGUGAACCCAGAAAAAAGAGAAGAAAAUGUGAGAAUCAAUCUAACGAAGCUGGCAUAUCAGAGGAUGGUGUACAAGAGCCCCGCAUUGUGGUGCAAAGUUCCACAGAUUCUGAAAUUUUGAGUGAUGGCUUCCGCUGGAGAAAAUAUGGCCAGAAGGUUGUGAAGGGAAAUCCGUAUCCCAGGAGUUACUACAGAUGUACAAAUCUUAAGUGCAAUGUGCGGAAGCAUGUGGAACGAGCAUCAGAUGAUCCUAGAGCUUUCAUUACUACAUAUGAGGGAAAGCAUAAUCAUGAUAUGCCUGUCAGGAACACAAACCCAGCGGCCCCUGAAUCAGAUUCACUGGCUCCUGCUGGUAAAGAUAAGCCAUGAUUGAAUCUGUGUAAGGAAACUAUACCAAGAAGACAUUUGAUCUGGCAGAGUAAGUAGUAAAAAGUUCGAAGUUAUCGGCCCAAAUGCCUGUAACAAUUCUGAGGUCUGUCGUGGCUGAUCUGGUGCAUCAUCCAUGUAGUCCUCCUGAGUUCGUGAUUAGACUUCCAAUGAAGAAAGUAUUAUGUGGGUAAUUCAAGAUUUUGGGCAGCUCUAUAGUUCUCCUUUAACCUUUUUUCCUAUCACUGUGGCUGCGGGCCUCUGGCUUAGAGUACAGUUUUUAUUUGUUUUCCACUUCAUAUAAGAAUUAAACCUAUCUUGCCUCAUUGGAACAUAUAUAUAAAUACACUAUUAAUCUCUUCCUAUUUA